Molecule: messenger RNA, 1133 nt
Organism: Phyllotreta striolata
Lineage: Eukaryota; Metazoa; Arthropoda; Insecta; Coleoptera; Chrysomelidae
Source: the annotation of a GenBank genome assembly
AAGAUAUUGGUUUGUUAUUGUUUACUAUACCGUGUGUAUUUAUUUAACUGUGGUUAGUUAUGUCUAAAUCUAAUGGCGAGGCGACAAGUCCAAAUAGUAGCGAUGAAGACAGCAAUCCCACUAACGUCAAAGAGCAUCGUACAGCUCGGAAGUCCCUUUCUCAGCCUGCUCAGACCUACGUUACUCGAAGGCAAGCGGCGCGGAACGCUAGUAAACGUGUCCCGGUAGCACCGGACCCAUUCAUGGCUAACUUCAACCCCGAAACCAGCAUUAGAGAGAAGAGGAAACUGAAUAGGAAAAUCAACCCUCCGAGCAACGUUCGCAGGCCAGCCGGGGCCUUGUACGAUGAGAACGGCAUAAACUUGAGCACCGGUAUGGACCUGUGCGAUUGCCUUAACGAAGACUGCCUCGGAUGUUUCUUCCAAUGUCCUAAAUGUGGUUCGCAGAAAUGCGGCACUGAAUGUAGGACCCAUCGGAAAUAUUUGAUAGAACAAUACGAAUAUCACGGUCACGACCAUAUUAUCAAAAAUCCUUUAAUUAAGCACUGAUGUCUGUAUAAGUUUUUAAUUUUAUUCAUACUGAAUUGAUAUUUUAUGUAGGUUUUGUAAGUUUUAUGUUACUUUGUAAUAAUGUGGUAUCUUAAAAAAAUUCGUCUGCAUUUUUGGGUGAUUUGCAGGAGUAACUUCACUUAGUGAGCAUUUAGCAUCCCAAGGUUCUUUCUGUUGCUCUCUGAUCUCCCACAAUGUACCCUCAGUUCCAGACAUCUUUUAUACCAUUAUGAUACUAGGUAUUGUUGUUUUUAACAAAAAAAAGCAUUUUACUGUUACAUUCUUCUAGUAUACACUCUAUAUGUUCACUAUUUAUGAAUAGUAUACAAAUUAACUCGUUUUUACUUGUUUACAAAUUUGUUUGCAAUAUGAGUUGAAGAUUAUUAUAAUAACAUUGGUUACACUGAGAAAGCUGCAAUUCCACAAUAUCAAUCUUUCUUUUUCCUUCAUAUGAGACUAAUGGAAAUUGUCUGUGUUACACUCAUGGAUUAUAUUGCAAACAAAUUGCAAUAAAUAAGUAAAUAAUGUUCUUAAUUGUUUUUAGACAGUUCUUUUAUAUUGUUGUUCGAAAUAUACUUUUAAUUC